Messenger RNA from Metopolophium dirhodum (rose-grain aphid), 3167 nucleotides. RefSeq lists its product as uncharacterized. Lineage: Eukaryota; Metazoa; Arthropoda; Insecta; Hemiptera; Aphididae. The transcript has 3 exons. The record is from RefSeq and is a predicted model, not a curated record. Bases 524 to 2998 code for a protein of 824 amino acids.
AUUUAAUUAAAUAAUUUGAGUUUGUAAAAUUAAUAAUAUUUAUUUUAAAUUCAAGAAAAUAAUUUUAUCGAGCUAUAAGUUUAUAAUGAAAAUAGAUUUUUAGAAAAAAAACCCAACCUAUGGCAAUGAUGCCAGUUUUAUUAUUAUUUAUACCCGUUGCCCGUUGGGUUUUCCUUAGUAAUCGGUCGUUGGUGUUACAAUAUCUUAGUUACAGUUGGCCGUUACUCGUAAGGUACUACCUACUUAUACAGUUUGCAACUUACGAGUUGUCUUCUUACAGUUACUACCUAUAUACAGUUUGUCAGUUUCCAAUUUACAAGUUACAGUUAUUAGUUAAUAGUUACUAUACAGCUGUCAGCUACUACAGAACUAACUAUAGGUAUAGUUAAUUCUUACUUAGUCCUGUCCUGUUGACUGGCGUGUUGUGGUGCAUUGUGCUUUUAAAAAUAUUGUAAAUUGAAUACAGCUUUAAAUAGAUAAAACCAUAAUAAAGGUAAUAAGUAAUAACUUUUGACUUAGAAUUAUGAUUUGUUUUAUUUGUAAAAUUAGUGUAGAUACAUUUUCGGCAUUGGCUUUUCACUAUAAAUUUAUGCAUUUUCUUGAUCCUUUAAGCUCAUAUGAGUGUUCUGAGAGCAACUGUUCUCAAACAUUUCAAAAUUUGAAUGGUCUUAGAAGGCAUAUACUUAGGAUACACAAUAAUAGUUCUAAACUUACUGAAGUUAAUAGUGAUUUUAAUACAAAUACCUCGACAAAUACCAUGAUAAACCCAAGUCAUAUUAAUACUUCUUGUGCACCAUUAAUUGAUACAAAUAUGAAUAUGUUAAAUAAUAGUAGUAUCACUUCACCAUUGUUGAAUACUAAUCAUUUUAAUUUAAAAGAAGCUUUAGAUUUUCUAAAUGUGUCAGCUGUUAAAUUUAGUCUUCAAUUACAUAAUAAUAAUAACUUUUCUAGAAAAGAUAUUUUAAAUAUUCAAUGUGAAAUUUCUGAUAAAAUAUUAAAUUCAAUUAUAUUAUUGCUCAAAGGUACUUUACUAGAUAAGAUUAAUGAUCCUUUAUUAAUAUCAACCACAAAUAUGAUUAUAUCUGAAAUUUCUUCACUUUUUAAAUAUUGUGGUAGUGAAUAUAAGUUGAACAAGUGGUUGUCUAACAAGGAAUUAACUGCAGAUAUUGUGCAAUUCACAAUAAAUAAUGAAAUCAAUUUUGUGUCUCAUGCUGGUGAAAAUGAGUAUGAUGAAAUAAAUACAAAGGGAAUUUUAUUUCCAUUAAAAUUCCAGUUUCAAAAAUAUUAUGAAAAAAAUGAUUUACUUAUUCAAACAUUACAAUUAUAUGAUAAUUUAAAUAUCUCAGAUGAUAGUUUUUUAUCUAAUUUCAUUCAAGGGUCUUUAUGGAAAGAUAAAGUAAAAUUAUAUCAAAAUAAAAUAGUUCUUCCUUAUUUCAUAUAUAUUGAUGACUUUGAAAUCAACAAUCCCUUAGGUUCAAAUGCAAAUUUUCAAUCUAUAUCUGCUGUAUAUUAUAGUUUUCCUCUGAGUAAAAACAACUCAAAAAUUUCAGAAAUAUUUUUAGCUGCUUUAAUUAAAGCAAAAGAUUUAAAACAUUUUGGAAAUGAUUUAUGUUUUAAGAAUUUAGUUGAUGAAUUGAAUAGCUUAGAAAGAGAUGGGAUUUCUAUAAACACAUCGUGUGGUAAAAAAAACGUGCAUUUUAUUUUGGGAUUAGUUAUUGGAGAUAACUUGGGUCUAAAUUGUAUAUGUGAUUUUAGUAAGUCAUUUUCUGCUAAUUUUUACUGUCGAUUUUGCAAAGUAAACAAAUCAUUGACCAAACAUUUGGCUGUAGAAGAUGAAUCAAUGCUUAGAGAUGUUCAUAAUUAUCAAACAGAUGUUGAAAUAAAUGACUUUAAGGUAACAGGUAUAUAUAAAGAAUGUAUUUUGAAUCAAAUCGAUUCUUUCCACGUUACAACAAAUUACUGUAUUGAUGUUAUGCAUGAUCUUUUUGAAGGUGUUUGUCACUACAAUGUAUGCCACAUACUUAAAUAUUACAUUUCAGAUGUUAAAAUCAUUUCCUUGGAAACACUAAAUAAUAGGAAACAAUAUUUUAAUUAUGGUGCCAUAGAAAUAGGUAAUAACUCUCAUACCAUUGAAAAACACCAUUUAUUAAAUUUUCAUUUAAAAAUGUCGGCUAGAGAAAUGAUGUGUUUUAUUCAUUUUUUACCCUUAAUGAUAGGUGAUUUAAUACCUAAUAACGAUGAUACUUGGCUAUUUUUUUUAAACUUUCUGGAGAUUAUUGACAUAUUAAUGUCACAUAAGCUGACACAAGAUUUAAUAGCUUGCCUUAAACGACUCAUAAAAAAACAUAAUUUAGAUUAUGUUACAUUAUUUAAAGACACAUUAAAACCUAAACACCACUUCUUAACUCAUUAUCCUUCAAUAAUUCAAAAAUCUGGACCACCUAGGCAUUUUUGGUGUUUCAAAUAUGAAUCGAAACACAGAGAACUGAAAAUGUAUGCCCGUGCUAUAACAUCAAGAAAAAAUAUAACCCUAUCAUUAGCAAAAAAAUGCCAGUUAAAAUUUGCAGAUUUUUUAUUAAACGGGACAAAAGAUGAUGAUGUUAUUAAAGCUAAUAAACAUAAAAUUGACUGUAGUUACCAUGAGAUACUAGCUGGCAGAUUAGGGGAUACAUUUAAAAUAUAUGACUGUUACUCACAAUUGAAAUUUAAAGGUACAGUGUAUAGAAUUGGAUAUUAUGUAACAAAAUUUACAUAUGAACUUAGUUUUUAUGAAAUUUUAGAAAUUAUUCUAGUAAACACAACAAAUGAAAUCAUAUUAAUUCUUAAACAAAUUAGAGUUGAUUGCUAUGUUGAACAUUUGAAAUCAUAUAAGAUCGACAAAAAUAAAUCUGAAAUUCUUACUACAGCUAUGCCAAUAGAGGAUUUUAAUGGUCCACCAAUAAACAUUAAUACAGUUUUGGAUGGAUCAUUAAUGAUUCGAUUAAAAGAAUAUUUCUAAUGUAAAUGCAUAUUAUAUGUAUUUAGUUAGAUAUAACUGCAUGUAUCUUAAAUAGAUACAUUUAUUUUUAAAUUUAAUUACCUAUUAAUUACUUUCUUGAUAUUUGAUUUUUUAUCUUAUUAAUGUAUUCUUAAGUCUUAUAUUUUACACUAUUUAAAUUAAAGUCACA